Molecule: messenger RNA, 1458 nt
Organism: Chrysoperla carnea
Lineage: Eukaryota; Metazoa; Arthropoda; Insecta; Neuroptera; Chrysopidae
Gene: Naa80
Product: N-alpha-acetyltransferase 80
Exons: 2
Coding region: 92-673 (193 amino acids)
Biological process (GO): protein acetylation
Cellular component (GO): cytoplasm
Molecular function (GO): N-acetyltransferase activity; acetyl-CoA binding
Source: RefSeq, a predicted model, not a curated record
UUUCAUAUCUCGAUCUAAAUUUAGAAAGUGGUUUUAGUUAUACACUUUAAAAACUAAAAAUAUUGAAAAUUUUCUUUAUUUAUGUAUAAAGAUGGCGUGCGAAGAUCUUAUUGUAUGUCCACUGCAUCGAGUUCCAGAACGUAUAAAAGAAUGUUGUCAGUUAAUAAAUUCUGAAUGGAAACGAAGUGAAACAGCACGUAUUCGCAGUCUUGAAUGUUCAUCUGAUAAUUUACCAACAAGUUUAAUAUUAUUGAAAAAUGGUAUUGUCGUUGGUCACUGUAAAUUAUCACGGAUACCCACAAUAAACGAUGCAUGUUUUGUUGAAUCUGUCGUUAUCGCUAAAUUAUGUCGUGGAUUUGGUUUAGGUAAAUAUUUAAUGAAGAAAACAGAAGAAUAUUGUAGAACAUUUUUAAAAUUAAAUACUAUUUAUUUAUCAACUAGAGGACAAGAGAACUUUUACGCAAAAUUAGGCUAUGAGAAUUGUGAACCUGUAUCUAUAUAUGGAUCUUGUACUAAAACAAAUAGCACAUCGACUCAUAACAAUAGUAGUAGUCCGAGUAUAAAGUUAAAUUUUACUAAUUGUCCACCACCACCUCCAAUGCCUUUAAAUAAUUCUCCAAAUAUUUUACCAAAUGAUAAAACUUUUAUGAAAAAGCAUUUAAAUGAGAAUUAAUUACCAAAGGUGAAUCACACCAGCUUUAAUUAUUAUGAAAUAAGAAAUCACGGUAUAAAAGAAUUUAUUACAAAUUUCAUCGACAUCAUGAAUACGUUAGACUUGAAAGCGUUUGUAACGCUUUAAUCAUAUCAAUCGUACACUGUGGGGUGGACUGUGACCUAUAUUGACCUAAAUAACCUGCACAAAUGCCACUGUCCAAAAAGUUACAGAGCAUAUUUGCCGGUCUUAUUUAACGAACCGUCUCCUAAUUAAAAAUAGCUAAACAAAUAUUAUUAGACAAAAUUGAUCGAAAUCAAUGUAAUUUUUGCCCUUAUAACAAGAUAUCUGUAAGGGGGAAUUUGCAAGAGAGAAAGUAAUCCAUGUAAUCCAUUCGUCCAAUUUUAAUUUUAUUAAAUUCCGAUAUCAGAAAUAUGUCGGUAACAGAAUUCUGAUCGAAUUUAGAGCGUGCAAGUUCCCCGUUAAUAUUAACAAUUUAACAAGUUUAUACCGCGUGCGUUUAUGCAGUAAAAGCAUUUUAAAAAUUUAUAAAUAAAAUAGCAAUCCGUUAAUAUACUGAGAAAUCGAUCAGGACAUGAUAUUUGAUCCAAAAAUAAUUUUCUUAAUAAAAAAAAAUGGAUCGAGUGAAUAUUUCUCAACACAUUCGGCGAUCACCUCUUUGCUUUAUUGCAAAUACUUUUAUUGACUAAACGCAUUCAUUAACAAGAUGUGUGUUCAAAAAUAAAUAGUACAAAAUAUAAUUUAUAAACAAAUAAAUUUUAACAGAACAAAAUAUAACAAAUAAA